This is a messenger RNA of Saprolegnia parasitica CBS 223.65, 697 nucleotides long. RefSeq lists its product as hypothetical. The transcript has 3 exons. The record is from RefSeq and is a predicted model, not a curated record. The coding region runs from base 16 to 675 and encodes 219 amino acids. Lineage: Eukaryota; Oomycota; Saprolegniomycetes; Saprolegniales; Saprolegniaceae.
GUUUAGAUUUGUAGCAUGAGCACUGAGAAGGCAGCGCCGCCGCCGCUCUUCUCGAUACCGUCCAAGAAGGGCGUGCAUCGAACGCCGCAGCCCUUUACGACGACGGAAGGUCGCUUCAAGUGGCAGAACGCGCACUCCAACACAGAUGCGUUGUACAAGCUACCUGGCACACUCAGUCCGAUGAGCAAAAGCUUUGGCACAAGCACGCGCGAAGACUGGGACCCGCGUUCGAAGCGGCCGGUCGCUGGCAUCGGCUCGUACGAGGCCCCCAAGUCAUGCGGAAAGCAAGUGUCAUCCAUGGCCCGCACAGCCUCGGACCUCUCGUUUAGCGUGGCGGCGCGGUCCUCGAGCCGCACCAACAACACGCCGAGCCCGGGUCCCAUUUACAACAUGCCGGGCGCUUUCGACAAUAAAAUUACAAACGCGUUCGGCUUCGGCACCUCGAAGCGCCCGCCGCUCGACGGCGCUGGGUUAGGCCCAGGGCCAACGACCGCGACGCCCGGGCCUGGAUCCGCGCCCAAGUACGCGUCGCCCUGCGUUUCGUCCACGUUUGGCUCCGAGAAGCGGCUGCGCCAGAACGCGAGUGUCAAGACGCCUGGACCUGUCUACGACGUCGAGUGCACGGGCUUUCGCACCGGACCCAAGUCGUCCUUUAGUGUCGCGCGGCGACUUUAAUCCAAUUGACGGUAUUUCUUGG